AUGCUCCCCCUCUUCCACCCACCGACCCGCUCGCCCGCCCCUCCCCGACCCCUUUUGAGUCGACUCAAAAGCAGUGGGUGGUUCAAGAUCGCGCUGUGCCAGCUGGCGGUGGGUGCUGACAAGGCGCGCAACAUCGAGCAUGCGAGGGACGUGAUUGGCCGCGCUGCGGACCAGGGCGCUAGGCUCGUGCUGCUGCCGGAAAUGUGGAACUGCCCUUAUUCCAACGACAAUUUCCCCACCUACGCGGAGGAGAUUUCCCUGGAAGAUUCCUUUGCCUCCUCACCCUCCGCUGCGAUGCUCGCUGACGUGGCGGGGCGGCACGGCGUGACUAUAGUGGGGGGUUCCAUUCCCGAGAGGAGGGAGGGGCGGCUGUACAACACGUGCCUUGUGUUUGGCAGCAAGGGGGAGUUGAAGGGUCGGUUCAGCAAGCUACAUCUCUUUGACAUUGACAUCCCAGGGAAGAUCACAUUCAAGGAGUCUGACACACUCACACGUGGCGAUCAGCCAUUGGUCGUUGACACAGGCGCCCACCUCAUCUGCUACCCGGGUGCCUUCAACAUGACCACGGGACCCUUGCACUGGCAGCUGCUGCAGCAGGCCAGGGCAGUGGACAAUCAGUUGUUUGUUGCCACGUGUUCACCUGCCCGGGAUGACUCAGCAUCGUACCGAGCCUGGGGUCACUCCACCCUGGUUGGGCCGUUUGGGGAGAUAGUGGCAACGACAGAGCAUGAGGAGGCACUGGUGGUGGGAGAGGUGGACCUGACUCAGAUUGACACGUGCAG
Closterium sp. Naga37s-1 is the source of this 782-nucleotide messenger RNA. The record is from the annotation of a GenBank genome assembly. Lineage: Eukaryota; Viridiplantae; Streptophyta; Zygnematophyceae; Desmidiales; Closteriaceae.